AAUUCGCAUCCGGGUCAGACUGAGCUUCUUGCUAUCCGUGACUAGUGUAGGUGCCGCGCUGUCCGCGUUAUCUCCUCCUGGUGAGACGGAGCCGCAGUGUUCACGGGUGAAGAGCUAACUCUGUCCUAAGCAGAGAAAGACGAGGAGGAGAACUGCGAGCGGGCAGCGGCUGGGCCGCGUCGGCUUGGGCUGGCAACUGUGUCCCUCCGCUUGCUGCUGUCUCUGGGAACUGGGUGCCAGCGCUGAGGGGCCUCCAGCGGACAGCGACCCCCUUCCCCGGCCCCCCAGCCCACCCUGCCGGGGAGGGCGGAAGAUGCCAGUGAAGAAGAAGAGAAAAUCCUCUGGGGUGGCAGCGGCAGUGGCGGAAGACGGAGGCCUCAAAAAGUGUAAAAUCUCCAGCUAUUGCAGAUCCCAACCCCCUGCUAGACUAAUAAGUGGAGAGGAACAUUUUUCAAGCAAGAAGUGCCUGGCUUGGUUUUAUGAGUAUGCAGGUCCUGAUGAAGUUGUAGGGCCAGAAGGAAUGGAAAAAUUUUGUGAAGACAUUGGUGUUGAACCUGAAAAUAUUAUUAUGUUAGUUUUAGCGUGGAAAUUGGAGGCUGAAAGCAUGGGAUUUUUUACCAAGGAAGAAUGGUUAAAGGGAAUGACUUCAUUACAGUGUGACUGCACAGAAAAGUUACAGAACAAAUUUGAUUUUUUGCGCUCUCAGCUGAAUGAUAUUUCAUCAUUUAAGAAUAUAUACAGAUAUGCCUUUGAUUUUGCAAGGGAUAAAGAUCAGAGAAGCCUUGAUAUUGAUACUGCUAAAUCUAUGUUAGCUCUUCUGCUUGGGAGGACAUGGCCACUGUUUUCAGUAUUUUACCAGUACCUGGAGCAAUCAAAGUAUCGUGUUAUGAACAAAGAUCAGUGGUACAAUGUAUUAGAAUUCAGCAGAACAGUUCAUGCCGAUCUUAGUAACUACGAUGAAGACGGUGCUUGGCCCGUUCUUCUUGAUGAAUUUGUUGAGUGGCAAAAAGUCCGUCAAACAUCAUAGCAAGAACUAUUGUGAAGAAAAUGCAAACUUUUUGAUUCCCAUAUGUAUACAAACUAAUGAGAUGAGGGGGAAAAAUCCAAAGGGUGCAUUUUCAUUCAUAUGAAAGACUUCUCAUAGUACUUUUUUUUUUUUUUUCCUUUUUUUUAAAGGAAGUUUCCUUGUUACAUGUGAGGGGCAUUGAGCCACACCUCUUCUGAGACUGAAUAUUGACAUUUUUGUUUCAAGUUAUGUUUUUAACAUUUAUUUCAGAACAAUAAAGAUUCAGAUUUGUGACAAAGGCCUUAAAGUGAAGAUGUCCCUUGAGUGUCAGAGUGGUAUUUAUUUUUGUAAGUUUGAAUUCUUACAUUUUUGAGGUUUGAAAUCACCAUGAAUUUGUGGAAUUUUAAAGCUUUUAAGCAUUCUUGAUAUCUGGCAAUGUAGUCUACUGAUGGUUUAGCUCAUAUUAUUUAUCUUUGCACAGUUAGGAAGAAUAAUUUUUGACCUUGACUUCUAAAAUUUUCUGAUGCAGCUAGUAAAGAACAUUUCUAGGUAUGAGAAAUGCUCUCACUUUCAGCUGUGGUUUUCUGUAAAAACUGUCAAGGUCUUAUGUACGUAUCUUAUCUGAAAAGUUUGGAAAGAUUAUGUUCAGUUAUUUUGUUUUUAACCAUGAGAUAAUAAGCAUAAAUGAGCAUUGCAUGUGUAUCUUUAACAUGAAUUUUAAGUUUUGUAUAUUUCUGUCAGUUAAAGAAUUUUAUUUACAUUUGAAGCAGCAAGGUUGAUAUAUUAAUAGUCUCAAGAUCAGACACACUUAUAAGAGCAUUAGGAUCAAUAUUGAAGUUGUAAUUCUCACCAUUAAUACAAAUGGCAUAUUUAUGAUUUUUAAACUAUCAUUUUAUAAUGAGAAUUUUGUUGAGAGCACUGAUGUUUUCCUUAAGAAAACUGUAGCUUCGAUUUUUUGGACUUUGUUAAGAUACAUAAGAGAAAAGAAAAUAGAAUAAUGGACCAUGAGAGAACUCUGGCUGUAAGUACAAACUCAGUGAGGUCAUUUAAUUGGUAGUAUCACAGUUUUGCGGUUUAUCACUAUUUUCUGACUGUUGGCAGUACAGUGUCUCUUGAGGAAAUAACAGCCUUACUGACAAAAAAGUCACCUUUUGGUUAGCAGCAGGUAUGUUUUAUACAUUCCUUUUCAAACCAUCCAAUAUUCCAGUGAUGAGAAAACUUGGUUCACAUUGACAGUUCAGUCACAACCUCAGUAAUAUUCAUAGUCUCACUGUAUAAAUGGAGAGAACUAAAUAGGUUAUUUUUCCAUAAUAAGGAAUUUCUCUUGAGAUUUAAAGUAAAAGUUGAUUAUUUUGAUAAUGAAUUUAUUUAAUGAGUGAUUUUCAGUAUUAAUUGUCUAAGGGAAAAAUAGCAUUUUGAAACUUUAUUGUUUGCUUCUUGGUUAAUGAACAGAAAGUGAUUGCCAAUAUUUUACUUGCCUUCUUAAUAAGAUUAUUUUGUACAGUUUUGUGAAACACUGAUACAAUAGUGGAAAACAAUUUUUUUUCCCCUCAAUGCCUUUAGAUAAUUUUCUUGGCAUAUUCUUCUUAAGUAUCAGAAUUAGAAAAUUUUUAGAAAGGAGCAUACAAACAGUUGUGAUUUAGUAUCAUGAAUGAUGUUUUAAUAUCAAAUUAAUAAUACAAGAAAAGCAUUUAUAGACCUUUGAAUUUCUAACAUAAUUGACUCUUCUAAGGUAUAAGAAAGUUGAAGAAUAUUGUUUAAUUCAAAACAAUUUAAGUGAAAUCUUACAAGUUGUUACUUUAUAACCUGAACUAAUUGUAAAGUCUUUGUCAUCUUUAUUAUUUGAGUAAAGAAAGUAACACUCAAAACUUACAGAUGACUUAAAAAAAAUUUUUACUUUGCUUAACUAUCCAAGGAUUCCUUUAGGAUUUGGGGGGUGGUUCUGAAAAUGAAAAUUAAAUUCACUUUUUUUCUGCCUAAAGUCUCACACUGAUCAUGUGCCUGUUUUACUUUCUGGCUCCAUCUAUUUCUCUUACCUUUCUAAAGUCAUAUAACACUCACCUACUUCAGUGGCACAUGCCUGUAUAAUCCCAGUAAUUUGGGAGACUGAAGUAGAAGAAUCACAAAUUCAAGGCCAGCCUCAGCAACUUAUCUAGACCCUGUCUCAAAAUUUAAAAGUGGGGAGGAGAGGGGGCUAGGAAUGAAAAUCUGGUUAUGUGCUCCAGAGUUUGAUCUUUAGUUCCUGCCCCCCACCCCGUUUACCUACUUUGGAGGCAUAUUUACUCGGCCUUAUUUAUCAGGGCAUGGGGCUAUAUCCCUUCUCUCCUUUCUUAAUUUAUAUUUGGACAACAUUCAGUUUAUUGGGAAACUUAUAAUCAAGAUGCUAAGUGGUUAAGAUAUUAACUGGUCAAGAUGUAAAGCAAAGAGGACAAUAUUAAGGAACUUGUAGUAUGAAGAAGUCUCCUAAGUGUUGUGGCUCCUUUUUUGACUAAAGUGCCUUCCCAGGAAUCCUGUUGUAAAAUUUUCCAAUUUAUUUCCUUCAUAUGGAAUGAAAUACUCUAUGGUGCUUUGUAACAUGGAGUUGACUUGCUGCUUAUAAAAUAGUUUACAAAUGUAAUACUACUGGAAGAAAGUAGAGCCAGGUGUUGAUUCUUUGUGGGAGGUUGGAGAGGUUGCCCUCCACAAUCUAUUGGGGCCAGUAAUAAGGUAUGGUAUUUCUAAAAAAAUGACCAGUGAUUCAGGUAACUUAGUAUGAUAAAAAAAUGUAUAUUACAUGUUGAUCUGAAUCUGUUACCAUGUUUGUCUCCUACUAUCUAAUGAUUUCUUGUUUUUAAAAUGCUGAUAAAAUGCUUGACAAUACAUUUUCAGUAGUUGUAUUUUUAUGUGUAAUGUAUAGGUAUUAUUGAUUCGGAUUUUUCUCUGAAGUACUCUAGAUUAAUUGUCUCUUGAACUGAAAUUUGAGACCUCCCAUGGGGUUAUUAAAUUGACCCUCAGGGGUAUAUAUCUCUUAAGUAUGAAUGCCUUUUCAUCCAGCAAACCAAAAAUGUAUUUUACCAAUAUCAAAUGCCAUCACUUUUCAGAGUGAUGGGGAUGAGGGUGAGAGCAUAAUUUUGACAUAACUAGGGUUUUUAAGGCAUGCAAAGUUAUGUGGCAUGGUCAGAUUCAAUACACAUGAAAUACAUUGCUAAUUAAGCACUUCAAUUUGAGUUAUAUUUUCGCAAAACAUCUUUUCCACCAUCACUAAUGUGAAAUUAUGAAAGGACUUAUUGAAAUAUUUUCUGUGCUUAGUUUUUGAGGAGGAGCAGUUGGUAAGAAUGCUGACAUCAUGUUUCACUCCCUAUGAGAUAAUACUUUUAAGCCUGAAGUUUUGUAGCACAUCUCUCACAUGCUUCCCAAAUGUCUAAAGUAGCAAAUAAGUUGAGGACAUUUAAUGCAUGUAAUUUGAAUGCAUUUCCUUGUUAAAACAAGAGAAAAGGGAGACAGAAUCAUAUUGCUAAAGAAUUCUUUUUCCUAGAGAGGAAUUCUCCCUUAAGGAAGUAUAUCACUUCUUGAAUGAUACUGGAAGGCAUCACAAAAAAAAUUUCAAAGAAGGAAGCAUUUUCUCUUUGGGAGAAAUGAGAAAUAGCAAAACUUCAUUAAUUUCCUCAGUAGAAAAGACUGUGAAUUAUUAAAUAUUCUGGAUAGUAUAAUUUUUAAUAAUUCUAGUUUUAUAACUCAUGAAUAUUUGACAAUAACCAGAC
Messenger RNA from Sciurus carolinensis (gray squirrel), 4746 nucleotides. It is a transcript of the gene Dcun1d5, whose product is annotated as defective in cullin neddylation 1 domain containing 5. Gene Ontology annotation, cellular component: ubiquitin ligase complex. The transcript has 8 exons. The coding region runs from base 314 to 1027 and encodes 237 amino acids. Lineage: Eukaryota; Metazoa; Chordata; Mammalia; Rodentia; Sciuridae. The record is from RefSeq and is a predicted model, not a curated record. Gene Ontology annotation, biological process: positive regulation of ubiquitin-protein transferase activity; protein neddylation. Gene Ontology annotation, molecular function: ubiquitin conjugating enzyme binding; cullin family protein binding; ubiquitin-like protein binding.